UGACGUUACAGCUAAUAUUUAUAUGUAUUUAAAAAUAUAACAAAAAUAGAUUUAUUACUGUGUUUCUUUUUACAAAACAAGAACAAAUGUAACAUUCAUUACAACAUAUAUUAAUAAAUAAUACAUCAUUUGGCAUGAAAUGUUAAAAAGCUUGGAAAUGUUAUAGCAAACUAGAAGUAUUUUUUAAAUUGUAUUAUUAGAUUUGCAUGGUGUUAUACAUGUCAUUUGGAUUUUAGUUGCUUGGCAACUAUUCAGUCAAAACAGAUAAUCUUUCAUGUUUGGAAGUUGAGCAGUGACGUCUACAUCUCAUUUAUAACUGUCAAUACCACAGUGCCACUAUAAAUAUUUUACGGCCGUUAAUAAAUUUGUUUGCUUAUUUACAGCAAGUUUAUUUAAACAUUAAUCCUAUAUUGUUUGUAUCGCGUUUUCUGAGAUUUUCUUGAUAGAAUUUUGCAUUCAAAAUGGGACCAAAAAAGGCAAAAGCACCUGACAAUGUUGAUGGUGCAGAUACAACAAAAAUGAAUAGAGAACAAUUAGAGGUGUAUGCUCACAAAAUACUUGAAGAAUUGGAACGGGAGAGAGAAGAAAGAAAUUAUUUUCAGCUUGAAAGAGAUAAGCUUCGGACUUUUUGGGAAAUCACAAGACAUCAAUUAGAAGAGGCUCAAGCGACUAUCAGAAACACAGAACGUGAGAAGGAAGAAGUAACUGAUAAGCAUGAGGCAGAGCUGAAAUUGUACAAGCAGAAAGUGAAACACUUGAUGUAUGAACAUCAAACCAAUUUAUCAGAAACUAAAGCUGAUCACAUGGUUGCAUUAAAAUUGGCGCAAGACGAUUACAUAGCUCAAGAGAAUGAAUUGUAUAAAGAUAAGAGGGAUCUAAAGAAGACAAUAAAAGAGCAAGAUUUAGCACAUCUAAAUGAAAUACGUGCACUAAAAUUGCAAAAUGCAGAGGAGAUAGAUAAGAUAACGAAGCAAUUUGAAACUGAAGCUGCCGAAAUGGAACAAAAGUAUGAGCAAAAGUUAGCAAAUCAGUAUGAAUCUCUUACUCUGAAACAUCGUAUGGAAAUAACCGAAGUAGAAGAGAGGAAGAAUAUACAGAUUAAUAAUUUAAUAAAAAAUCACGAGACAGCAUUCUCAGAAAUGAAAACUUACUUCAAUGAUAUUACUCUGAACAAUUUGUCUUUAAUUAAAAGUAUGAAGGAUCAAAUGGAAGUAAUGAGAAACAAUGAAGAGCGGAUGAAGAAACAAGUACGAGAAUUAACCACAGAAAACAAAAAAUAUUCUGGUGACUUGAAAAAUCUCGAAAAUUCAGUGGCACAAUUAACUCACCAACUUCAAAACUAUGAGAAGGAUAAACAAGCAUUAACUUCUACCAAGAAGAGGCUGGCAAUUGUUCAAAAAGAUUUCGAGAAUCUGAGAUGGGAAAAUGAAGUACUGGAAUUACGUUUUGACAAGUGUCAAUCCGAAAGGGACGAGUUACAAUCAAGAUUUAUCUCAUCUAUACUUGAACUUCAACAGAAAACAGGUCUAAAGAACGUACUUUUAGAAAAGAAACUCGAAAAAUUAUCUGAUUUGCUAGAACAACGCGAGGCACAGAUUAGCGAGGUGCUUGCUGCUGCUCAAUUAGACCCAGAAGCUGUCCUACAUGCCAAUAAGAAAUUAGAGAACAUGCUGACUAGAAAAAACACUGCAAUACAAGAUCUUCAGUAUGAAUUAGCAAAAGUUUGCAAAGCACAUGAUGACCUAUUAAGGACAUAUGAAGCAAAGUUACAGGAGUAUGGGAUUCCGAAAAGCGAGCUUGGUUUUCAACCUUUAAAAAUAAAAUCAGUAAGUUCAAAAUUAGGUCUAGGACCUGCUGGAUUAGUUACCGUAAAUCGUUAGUUCAUAUUAAUAAAUCAUCCUGAUAUGAAUUGCAAAUGAUCAUUAAAUCGAUCAUUAUUAAUAGCCAGUAAAACUUUUGAGACAUAAAUGAAGAACAUCAAUGGAAAGAAAGCAUAAAUAAUUUUUGACGUAUACUAUUUUUAUUUUGUAAAACAAAUAAGUUUCAGCACAUCUGUUUUA
Molecule: messenger RNA, 2060 nt
Organism: Megalopta genalis
Lineage: Eukaryota; Metazoa; Arthropoda; Insecta; Hymenoptera; Halictidae
Gene: Gas8
Product: Growth arrest specific protein 8
Biological process (GO): cell motility
Cellular component (GO): Golgi apparatus; microtubule; motile cilium
Molecular function (GO): microtubule binding; small GTPase binding
Source: RefSeq, a predicted model, not a curated record